UCAUAUGCAAUGGAAGAAGACACUGAUGUCACUUUCCACCUUGAGGGCCAAAACAGUUUGUCUCCUGAAUGUAAAUCAUCAGAGGAGACUACCAACGGACUUUCCAACCAAAAGCCUAUUAUGAAUGGAUUGAUUAUCAGUCAUAAUGUCAGAGACAACACCAACGGUUGUUCACCUCUCGCAUCUCUGCCGAUUUCAGCACUCAAGCAGAAUGGUCUCCUGCAGUCACUUGCAGGAGGAGGGGACCCAGCUAAACCUGCAGAAGAAAAUGAGGAGUUGGAAAAGGCCAGAGAAGAGUGGGAGGCUCUGGAGAACAGCCAACCAGCUCUCACUGAGGACUCAAACCCAACACCACUCAUCUCUUUCAAUGAAGCUCUCCAGUACUUCCAAACUACAGAUCUUGGGGACUUGCUUAAAAACAUCCAGCCAACUAUUCGCAGGACAGGUCUCGCUGCCAUCACACACUUCUUUUUUGGGCCCCCUCGACUACACAGGGAACUCACUGAGGAGCGGGACCUUGUUUUUGCCAUCGCGCAAUGCCACGUGGACAACAGCCAGACAGUCCACAUGCGCGUUCUCCAGACCAUUUAUAAAAGGCUUGUUGGCUGCAGGCUAGACUGUCCUCGUUAUGGGACACAUUGGGAAAAUAUUGGCUUUCAGGGUAUAGACCCAGCUACGGACCUGCGUGGCACUGGUUUCCUGGGACUCAUGCAUACUUUGUAUUUUGUGAUGGACCCGGAGACUUUGCCAUUGGCUCGAGACAUUUACAAGUUAUCCCAACACACUACACAGAACUUUCCUUUCAGUGUGAUGUCAAUCAACAUGACCCGCAUUGCGCUGCAGGUGCUCAGAGAGGAAGCCUUGUCUAAGGAAUGCAAUCGUCGACAGCAGGUGGUCGGCGUGUUGAAUGAGUUUUAUGUGGCAACAUAUCUGCAUUUGUACCAACUGUGGAAGACCCAACAGAAAACUAUUGCUGACUCUGGCUUUGUGAUAAAAGAAGUGGAGCUGUUUGCCAAAAAGAACCCAAAGCAGAUGCUUCGCCGACUAGAGGUCUUCCUGAAAGAGAGAAGGGCAGGUGGAGUCCCCCGUGGGACGUCGCCAGAGCCACCAGCUCAGCAGCCUUCACCCAGCCUGGAAGAACGAGCAGCGAGCGGACACGGAAGCAAGGCCAAGGAGAUGAACUUCACAGGGGUGUGUGAGCUACCAUCUGACAUGGAAAGGGACGCCAGACUCAUCUAA
Molecule: messenger RNA, 1239 nt
Organism: Nerophis lumbriciformis (worm pipefish)
Lineage: Eukaryota; Metazoa; Chordata; Actinopteri; Syngnathiformes; Syngnathidae
Source: RefSeq, a predicted model, not a curated record